AUGCGAGACUUACAAAAAGUGAGACUUAACGGAGUUAAGGUUUACAACCUUACUCCCUCUUACGCAUUGCCUGACUGGGCUUCCCGCUCUGAGAAACGGAAAAGGUCAAAGAAAGCAUCACAAUGCUUUGAGCUUAUUCAAGAAUUAGAAAUGCCCGAUUCUGCAACCUAUAUUACAGCCUCUCCUGAUGGUCACUUCCUAUUUGUACUUGGAAGAUAUAAGCCUCGUGUCAGAUGCUACGAAUUAAGCAAUCUUUCUAUGAAAUUUGAUAGAUGUGUUGAUUAUUUGCCAUACAAGAUUGCAGUCCUCAGUGAUGAUUAUUCUAAGUUUGCCCUUUUGCAAGAGGAAAGAUGGAUCGAUGUGCAUGCGGCUGGCGGGCAUUUUUUUAAAUUCAGAGUUCCCAGGCCAGGCGUUGACAUUCAAUAUUGUUCUUCUAACUGCAAUUUAUUAAUAGCUGGCUCCAAAAACACUAUAUAUCGUCUUAAUUUGUUCGAAGGAAGAUUUGAGACAUCGCUAGAAUCGAAGUUUCUUCUUAAUUCAGCUCACGGAUUUACAAAAUGUGUCCAUUCUAAUUACCAUGAUUUGACUUUGGCGGGAUCAUCUCUCGGGCGUGUUGAUGGCUGGGACUUGAGGACAGGGGAGACCGUUUUUGGUCUAGAUCUUCGUACUAGCUCUCCCCGUCCGGAUGACAUUCCAUAUCCAAGUAGAGCUAUUCCAAAAGUAUCCGCACUGACAUACAAAGACCCUUUAAAUAUCUCAAUAGGAACCAGUGAAGGAAUGGUUUAUAUUUAUGAUUUGAGGCAGAAUAAACACCCAUGGCAUACAAGAGAUAGUGAAUAUCGUAAGCCCAUUAAAUCGAUAGCCUUCCAUGAAGAUAAAGUUUUAUGUACAGUGGCGAAUUGUGUUAAAAUUUGGAAUGUCUCUUCUGGCCAAAUAUUUGUUGGAUUCGACGCUGGGCCCGCGGAACUAAAUCAUCUUUAUCACUUCAACUCCACUGGCUUAAUUAUGCUCGCAUGUGAAACUCCCAAAAUUUCUUCAUUCUUUAUACCUCUCCUUGGUCAUGCUCCUUGGUGGUGCAGUCAUAUUGAUCGAAUGGUCGUCGAGUGUGAAUCUGACGUUACUUCUAUGUACGAUGGCUACAAAUUUCUUACCCGAGAGCAGCUUUCCGAACACGGGAUGACAGAUUUGAUUGGAAGCCAGUUUCUCAGGGCCUACAUGCACGGUUACUUCGUCUCAACUCGGCUAUUUAACAAAAUUCGAGAGCGCCUAAAUAUUAUUUCUGAGUCCAAGUUAGCUGAUGCGGCGUCUCGUAAGCCUCGACCUGUUGAAGUCAGUUCCAAACCCUCAGUCGCAACAGAGGAACUCGAAGAGCUUGCCCAUGAUGCUAGAUUUGAAAAGCUCAUGAAGAACAAAAAAUUCGCUUUUGAUCCUGCAAAUCAAGCCAAUGAUUUGAUGAAGAUUCACCAGAAACGACUUCAGAAGAAAAGGAAUCGCAAAGAAUUUCGAAAGGUCCGAGCGCAGAAGGCUGAAGAAUUGCUUGUAAAUAAACUGUUCUUUUUAUUUGGCUUCUCAAUUUCUCUUACUAUCGUAGGCUUUCUGCAUUUGCCUAACGCUUGUAUUGUUUAUUGUUUAGGGAAUAUGAACCGUGGCCGUCGUCGUGGAGGUAUGGGCCUCAGCGGCCUCAGGGAUGGAGUGAAAAGGCGCCUUUUUGAUCCAAAUAUUGUUCCUCACAAGCCUGAUGCCCGUGAGACGAUAGGAAGACUUGCGCCCAUUAUUUCAGCUCAACUCCGGCCCCGUAGUCUGCUUAUGGGAGCCAAGGAGCUGGCUGAACUCGAGGACGAACUUUCGCUAAUGAGUAGGAAAAGGGAUGCAGAUGAUGAAGCAGCUGUUCUGCACCAAACACACCUACUUCAUAUUUGUCCGCAGCAAUGUAAUAAUAUAAUAUGCUUUGUUAAUUACUCACCACAGCUUAAGCUUCACUCUCUUCUUGAGUAUGCGUUUGAGCACGCUCCGCAUUACCAUCGGGCGCCAGCUAGGAUUGAAGGUAUUCAAAUAGACCAUUCCCAGAAGGAUACAUCAUCAUCCGGACGCUUCAGGCGGAUGAAUUCUAUAUCCGCUAUCCACCUUCUGUUGAUGCAUGAAGAAAUCGACCUCUGGGCUGGUGGUGCACUUCUUAAAGGACUUCGCGAUCCUCUUGAAUGGUAUAGUUAG
This is a messenger RNA of Protopolystoma xenopodis, 2211 nucleotides long. The record is from the annotation of a GenBank genome assembly. NCBI's taxonomy places the organism in Eukaryota, Metazoa, Platyhelminthes, Monogenea, Polystomatidea, Polystomatidae.